Miscanthus lutarioriparius is the source of this 216-nucleotide messenger RNA. NCBI's taxonomy places the organism in Eukaryota, Viridiplantae, Streptophyta, Magnoliopsida, Poales, Poaceae. The record is from the annotation of a GenBank genome assembly.
AUGACCUUGACGAAUCUUCAGCUCCCACAGGCUGACUUGGGUGCAGUGUCCCUAGGCAUGCCCAAGGAGACCUCCGACAAGGAGCUAGAAGAAGCCAGGAGCGCGGUGGUUCCCUUGGUCGCUGCCACGGCGGGCAUUGUCGACGACAAGCUGCUGCUGUUCAACGAGUAUCCAGAAGAGGAGGAUGCGCCCGUGGAUCCCCCGGUGUCCCCGUGA